Macadamia integrifolia is the source of this 1027-nucleotide messenger RNA. RefSeq names its product thiosulfate sulfurtransferase 16, chloroplastic. The transcript is spliced from 7 exons. The record is from RefSeq and is a predicted model, not a curated record. Bases 66 to 749 code for a protein of 227 amino acids. Lineage: Eukaryota; Viridiplantae; Streptophyta; Magnoliopsida; Proteales; Proteaceae.
AUAGCAUGAAGGAACUGAGACUUGUGCUUGACUGACCAAAGUCGAGAAUCGCGGGCGGAACAGCAAUGGCGGUUUUUACGCAGAACCUCAAUCUCCCUAAUUUAGCAAUUCAAACUCCUAAUUCUUCGUGGAACGUGCUCCGGCAUCCACAUUCACAAUCGGAAUUCAGAGAGAAGAGCAACUUAUCACCUCUUGGAAAGAGAGAAAUGGCCAUCGCUUGCUUCACUCGCUCCGCACUUCCCCGUGUUCUUCGUCCUCAGAAUCUCAAUUUUAGGCAUUUGUCUUCAAAUGUUACACCUCUGCCGUUUCAGCUCCCGACGAUUCAGUCCGAUGGGAUCGUGAAAAGGAGGUUUACCUGCAGGUCGAUUGCGGAUGCUGCAGGAGAAAAUUCAGAAUCGAGCGGUGUCCCGAAGUCUGUGCCCGUCCGCGUCGCACACGAGCUUCUUCAGGCUGGACACCGAUAUUUGGAUGUCAGGACUCCUGAAGAAUUCGGUGCUGGUCAUCCUUCAGGGGCCAUAAACGUUCCCUACAUGUUCAGAGCUGGAGUUGGGAUGACAAAGAACCCUAAAUUUCUAGUGGAAGUAUCAUCAAAUUUUGGGAAGGACUCGGAGAUUAUUGUUGGAUGCCAGAGUGGGAAGAGGUCACUGAUGGCUGCUACCGAACUUGUAAAUUCUGGUUAUACUGGUGUCACUGAUAUUGCUGGUGGAUAUUCUGCGUGGGUACAGAAUGGGCUGCCUACAGAACUGUGAUCCUUCCGAUAAUUACGAGGAAAAAGACUUAGUUACAAUUUGGACAAGACAGAGCAAAGAUGACUAGUGUUUUCAAUUUUGCAGGCAUAAAUAAGUGUGUACUAGCACAAGAUGGGGGGAGGGGGUUGUCAUAACUCUGGAGGAUUCUGGAGGAUCAAGUUGGUAAAAUAUUGUAAUAGACACAGUUCCUGCAUAAGGCAUUAGCAAAGAAAGUCUUCAUUUUAAUAUGUGAUCUACAUCAAAGAGAAUAAAUAAAACAGAACCUGCUUGACGAGCUC